Molecule: messenger RNA, 1759 nt
Organism: Magnolia sinica
Lineage: Eukaryota; Viridiplantae; Streptophyta; Magnoliopsida; Magnoliales; Magnoliaceae
Product: aldehyde dehydrogenase family 3 member H1
Exons: 10
Coding region: 147-1634 (495 amino acids)
Biological process (GO): aldehyde metabolic process
Cellular component (GO): cytoplasm
Molecular function (GO): aldehyde dehydrogenase (NAD+) activity
Source: RefSeq, a predicted model, not a curated record
CCGGCGCAACCUUUUGUUUUCCAUUUUACGCGGCAUCGGUAUUCCCACACGCCUCAGGACCAAACCCCAUCAUACCACCACUCUCUCUUUAUAUAUCUUCUUCAUCUGAUCUCUUUCGUCCUUUCCUUAUUAUAUGUGAAUAUACGAUGGGAGAUAAAGGAGAGGAAGGAGAUCGAAUGGCGCUGAUGAAGUUCGACAACGAGAGCGCUGCUUCUCUCGUAUCAGAGCUCCGCGGGAGCUUCAAUUCAGGUAGGACGCGGGGCUACGAAUGGAGAGCCGUACAGCUGAAGAUGAUGGUGAAGCUGAUCGACAACCAUGAGUCGGAGAUCGUUGAGGCCCUUCGAUCAGACCUCUCCAAGCCUGAAAUGGAAUCUUUCAUUUCUGAGAUAUCCAUGACAAAGAACUCAUGUAAGGUGUCACUCAAGGAAUUGAAACAUUGGAUGAAACCGGAACGGGCUAAAACUACAUUGACAAGUUUCCCUUCAUCAGCAGAAAUUGUAUCAGAACCACUAGGCGUUGUCUUGGUCAUUUCAGCCUGGAACUAUCCCUUCUUGUUAUCUCUUGAUCCAGUCAUCGGAGCUAUUGCAGCUGGCAAUGCUGUGGUCUUAAAACCAUCUGAAAUUUCACCAGCUACAUCCUCAUUAAUGGCAAGAUUAUUACCAGAAUAUCUAGACAGAUCUGUCGUACGAAUUGUAGAGGGGGCUGUUGCUGAAACAACUGCGCUGCUGGAGCAGCGCUGGGACAAAAUAUUCUAUACAGGUAAUGGAAAAGUGGGACGCAUUGUGAUGGCUGCAGCUGCAAAGCACCUUACACCAGUUGUCUUGGAGCUUGGAGGAAAAUCUCCUGUUGUUGUUGAUUCGAACAUCAAUUUGGAUGUUGCAGUAAAGCGAAUUAUUGCAGGUAAGUGGGCAUGCAAUAAUGGACAAGCUUGCAUUGCCCCCGAUUACGUCAUAACACCGAAAUCAUUUGCUCCAAAACUGAUUGAUGCUUUCAAACAUACAUUGGAGAAAUUCUAUGGGAAGGAUCCGUUGGAAUCAAAAGACUUGUCUCGCAUUGUAAAUUCCAACCAUUUCUCGCGCUUAGCAAAGCUCUUGGAUGACGAAAAGGUUGCUGGUAAGAUUGUCCAUGGAGGCCAACGGGAUGAAAAGCGACCAACUAUUGCCCCGACGAUCUUACUGGAUGUUCCACAAGACUCCUUAAUAAUGAAUGAAGAAAUAUUUGGCCCUUUACUUCCUAUCAUUACGGUUGACAAGGUGGAAGAUAGUUUCAAUGUUAUAAACUCGAAAUCGAAGCCUCUUGCUGCAUAUCUCUUCACCAAGAACAAGCAGCUCGAGAAGGAUUUUGUGAAUGCGGUCUCUGCAGGGGGGAUGCUCAUCAACGACACCUGCAUACAUCUUGCAUUACACACAUUGCCUUUUGGGGGAGUUGGAGAAAGUGGAAUGGGAUCUUACCACGGUAAAUUCUCGUUCGAUGCGUUUAGUCACAAGAAGGCUGUCUUGCACCGCGGCUUUGGAGGAGAAGCUUCCGCCAGGUAUCCGCCUUACACACCCAAGAAACAAAGGUUGCUGAGGGCCCUGCUCAAUGGUGAUAUCAUAGGCCUAAUUCUGGCUUUGAUUGGAUGGCCUAGAGUCUAAAUAGUAUGCCUGUUGUAUUUGAGGUGCUUGCCCUUUUACUCUCAGAUUUAUUAUUUAAACGUGUCUUUGAAUUUGUCCAAGAUGAAAAUAAAACCAAUGGUGUGUAGAUUAGAUUAUUAUUAUUA